AUGAGACCCGAAUCUCCUCGGCUGCAGGAGAACCACCGGCGUCCUCCACGUGCCCUUCCACCUGUGCCAAGAAGGGAAUGUAUCUAUGAUGUUCCACUUAAUCGUCCCAAGAAAAAGAAGCCCAGGCCAAAGACUACACUAGCCAGUACCUCUUUGGAUGGUCUUGUUCAGGCUGCUGCGCGUCGGCCGUCUGAAGACAGUGAGCCACCGAUUCAAGAACCCACAGAGCAUCCAGAAGUUCCUGUUCAAAAGAGACACAAGAGGAGGAGACUACCACCUCUCGAAUCAGAGACUUCUUUCACCCAAAAGAAGGCAGCUAGUCCAACUAUACUACGAAAUGAAAAUGGUAUUGAUGUGGAGCCAUCUGAGGAGACAGUUAUUCAAAAACCUCGAAAGAAGAAAAAGAAGAGUCAACAGUCAGAAUUACAGUAUGCCAAUGAGCUAGGAGUAGAAGAUGAAGAUAUAAUUACUGAUGAGCAGAGCAGUCCUGAACAACAGUCUGUGUUCACUGCACCCACUGGCACUAGCCAGCCUGUAGGCAAAGUAUUCGUGGAAAAAAGCCGACGAUUCCAGGCCGCUGAUCGUUCAGAGCUGAUAAAGACCACAGAGAACAUAGAAAUGUCGAUGGACGUGAAGUCUUCCUGGACGACCAGAGAUGUUGCACUUUCAGUGCACCGAGCUUUCAGGAUGAUUGGUCUCUUUUCUCAUGGCUUCCUGGCUGGCUGUGCUGUGUGGAAUAUUGUUGUGAUAUAUGCUCUGACUGGAGAUCAACUAUCAAACUUCUCAAACCUUCUUCAACAGUAUAAGACUUUAGCAUAUCCAUUCCAGAGUCUUCUCUACUUACUUUUGGCUCUAAGUACAGUUUCAGCUUUUGACAGGAUUGACUUUGCCAAAACAUCAGGAGCAAUCCGAAGUUUUCUUGCCUUAGAUCCAACAGCAUUAGCAUCUUUCUUGUACUUUACUGCUCUUACACUGUCUCUGAGUCAGCAAAUGACAAGUGACAGAAUCCACCUUUACACGCCUUCUUCUGUCAAUGGUAGCCUCUGGGCAGCUGGAAUUGAGGAACAGAUUCUGCAGCCGUGGAUUGUGGUGAAUUUGGUGGUCGCCCUUCUGGUUGGAUUAUCUUGGCUUUUUUUAUCUUAUAGGCCAGGCGUGGAUCUUAGUGAAGAGAUGAUGUUCUCCCAUGAUGUGGAAGAAUAUCCAGAGAAAGAUAAAGGAACCAAAGCCUCAUCCUAA
Elephantulus edwardii (Cape elephant shrew) is the source of this 1236-nucleotide messenger RNA. It is a transcript of the gene TMEM237, whose product is annotated as transmembrane protein 237. NCBI's taxonomy places the organism in Eukaryota, Metazoa, Chordata, Mammalia, Macroscelidea, Macroscelididae. Gene Ontology annotation, biological process: cilium assembly. The record is from RefSeq and is a predicted model, not a curated record. The coding region runs from base 1 to 1236 and encodes 411 amino acids. The transcript is spliced from 13 exons. Gene Ontology annotation, cellular component: ciliary transition zone.